AUUUCACAUUUAUAUUCUAGUUAUAUUUUAGAUAAUAUAUAAUGAUUUAAUGAUUAAUUAUUCACCCUAAAUAAUAAAUAUUGAAGAUGCCAAGAAAGAAGUGCAUUAAUAUUAGUCCAAGUGAAGAGGUAUUGUUCAUGAAAAAGUUAGCAGAGGAAAAGAGAAAAUGUCGACUACAACAGGUUCGAGAGCAAGAAAAGCAUGCAUCGCUUGUGCUUCGUGAAAAGGUAAAGAAAAGAAAAGAGCGAGAACUUAAAAAGAUAGCGAUGGUUUUACAGGGAGAAUUUGAUGAGAAGAAAGAAGAAGAAGAAAAACACUUACUUUGUGAACUAGAAAGACGAUUGAGACAAAUCGGGGAAGGACAUAAAGUACAUGACAAGGAAAAUUAUGGUGAAAUAAAAAAUCUAUCAGCUAAUUUAAAGAGAAACAUCUCAAGACGUUACAAACAUGCAAUAAACAAGGUAUUGAGUGAACGACAAGAAGAAAAUGCAAAACAACACAAACUUCAGUUGUUAAGGGACCAAAUUCGUAUAAUGGAGGAAGAGAGGAAACAAAAAAUUGUAUCACUACCAAAACAACCUGCUGAUCCAAUCAUGAGCAUCCAACCAGUAAAAGUUGUCAGUUCGUUUACAAAACAAGGUAUGUUGGAAUCAUUUUCAUACACACACCAUCAUCUGGCGUCAUUCGAUUCAGAAUCUGGUCCAACAAUGGUCGUUGAGAAAGCAUGUGGAGAAGAACAGAUAGAUGCGCGACUUGCAGCGAAUGAUGAAGAACAAAGAACACAGUCUAUCAAAGAGCAACAAGCAAGAGAAAUAGAAGAGCGAAAAGAGAAUGCUGAACUCCGUCAUGAUCAUGCAAGAAAAGAAGUUAUACUAAAACAGCAAAAAGUAUCUCUGAUGGAAGAAUUGGAAAAUUUAGAACUUAAAGACAGACAUAGAAGACGUGAGAUAGUGGCUGACAUUCCGAAAAAAGUGUUUCAACCUCCAUAUCAAAGGAUCGAAGAUGGAAAGUCGAAACAGUUCAGCCUUGAGCAAGCCUUUGAGAAGGUUUAUAAUGUUAAAUCUGAAGAUGCAUUUGAUAAAUAUUACAACAAUAUAAGUGAGCUUGGUAACUCCAAUGUCGAAGGAGCAUCAACUGCAAAUGAAUCGGGAUUGGCGCUAGUUGAGACAGCUAAACAUGCUACAAAUGAAAUCUCAAGUAGCGAGGCCUCCCAUCCUGCUCAUUUACAAAAAGAUCAGAGUAAAUUGGAGAGAUUAAGAACACGAAUAAAACAACAGCACCAGCAGAGUCGUAAAAGUCAACAGCUUGAAAAAACAACACCAGGUGGGUUGCGAGCAAGCUUGAAUGUGGAUAGUUUACAAUCUAUGAACAUUGAAUCUGCGUAUGAAAGUAUUCAGACGAAAAUGUCGUCAUCACGCACGGUUACACCAGAUUCUGCAACAGACACUGACCUUCAGUCUGAAGAUAAGACUACACCCAGUGUGGAGGUAUCAGAUUUAACAGCAAGUAACAUAGCCUACAAUCAUCACUUACUAAAACAUCAAUCACAUGUGUUGGAAUUACAGAAGAAGAAAUUGAUGAAGACGCUUGAUAAAGAGCCUUUUCUACAAACAAAGCACACCAUGCUUGAUUCUUCGCAGCAAAUUGAUGUGUUUAUGCCCCAUGUGAGUAACAUCAGUGGAACACCCAGCUCGUAUGUCAGUACUUUGGAAGGAAAUAUGUCAUCUCAAUCUGUCAAUACUUCGCAAUCACCUGUCUCUUCAACGACCACGCGUUUCACGACGUCACUGGAAGAACAGCAGUUGAACAGCGAAAAACAAACACCUCUUCGACAACAUGUUAGUGUUUCUCCACAUUCCAUGCAAUCCCUAAAAGAAAGAGAUAUCCAGUUUGCAGAAAUAAGUAAGAAGAAUGAGAAUGUAUUACCUGAAUCUUUCAGAGAAGAAGAAACACAAACAGAGAGAGGAAACGAGUGUAACGCAGAGACGCAAACAUCCCUCGUUGAGAAUUACAUAAACAAUACUGAACAGAUUGAAGAGCUAGCUAGGGAAAAGCAAGAAGUUAAAAUUCUCCAACUGAAAAAAGAUAAAGAAAAAAAGAAAUAUGAUGUUGAAAAAAUUGCACAGAAAAAGAAGCAGUUAAUGGCGCAGUAUCCAAAUUUAUUCACCUCUGUGACAAAGGGAUCACCAGUUACGUUGGAGCGUAUACAGAAUCACAGAAAACAACUACAAAAGCAGCGACAAAUGCUUGAACAGAGACGAGCCCAUCACUCAAAUACGUCUCGUACAAGUUCAAGUAAUACUGAGGAAGGGUUGUUUGUUACUGAAAAACCUGGAGACGUGGAUGUUGAUGCUACUGAAGUUACCAUUUUAGAAACUCGUGCUGGUAUGGGUGAAAAGCAUGCUAAAAGUUUGUUACCCUUUGACAAUGAAAGUCUAAAAGAACAGGAUGUCCCUAAAAGAAGAAAUCCAUUACGCAGACUUGACCCUUUGACCACCGAUUCUACUCCAUUCAUACCUACGUUAUCGGAACUUGAGUUAAGUAGAAAUCGCAUAGAGGCUAACCAACCACCUGCUGGACGCGAAUAUGAUCAGAAUGAAAUUGACAAUGCUAGUUUGGCUUUCCCAGCCUCGUUUCCACACAAACGUCUGCAAACAAACAUCCCUAAUCUAUCAGAUUUGGAUCUCACAGAGAUAAGUUACUCGAGCGAGUCGAAUGAUUAUUUACUGCCUAGUGUAAGGACUGUUCUUGAGGAGUUAAAAAAACUAAAGACUAGUAUAAAUGAGACGACUUCUGAUGAAGACAUUUCUUCACGAAAACAGCACCAAAACAAACAGUUUGGAAUGUUUAUCGAUCGAGAUGAAAACGCUGAUGCAGCAGAUUUUACAAGUUCAAUGUCUAUACCAAGCUAUUCCUCCAGUAUGAAAAUGUAUGAGUUGCCUCGUUAUGAAGCCUCUCCGGUACGACAAUUCGAUUCUCCCGCUGAAGAUGUCUCUGAGAGUACCAGUCAUGUUAGAAAUUUAAAAGAUCAUUGGGACGUGUCAUCGUUUUAUGGGGAAGGCGCUGCUAGGCCAUUUAGGGUGUCUGCCAAUCCUCAAGUAUCCCCUAUCCGCGAAGUAGAAGAGCUCACGCCACAGCGAUUGACUGGCCUCUCAACAUUGGAGGUGCAAUCACUUUCUGGCUCCAGUUUACCCAUACAAACACGCACUCCUUCGUUUAAUUACGACGAAGAGGGUUUGUCUAUAGCGCGCUUUCCAAGCCAAUCAGAAAACCAAACCCAUGAAAGUCUCACAAGCGAUGCUCUUUCUCAACGUGAUGUUCCAACCCACGGUGCAAAUUCUGAAAAUGUCCUCACCCACGGUGUAAAAUCUAAAGAUGUUCUUACCCACGGUAUAAAUUCUAAAGAUGCUCACACCCACGCCGUAGCUUCCGAAGAUGUUCUCACAAACGGUGCAAAUUUCGAAGAUGUUCUCACCCACGGUGUACCUUCCGAAGAUGUUCUCACCCACGGUGUAAAUUCCGAGGAUGUGACAAAGUUUUAUCCCCUACGAGAACUAAAAGCGAGCAUGACUGACGCCACUGUCAGUAGACAUUCACAGAGUAUUCCUCGACAACGCUCCUUCUCUAACGACGUGCACAUUGCAAAGGAAACAGAAAGAGCAGAUGAUGUUGAUAUGCAAGGUUCAUCUCUAGUUGAACAGUAUCCAUCCUCAGACGAUUCUCCAUUGUUUCUACCAAAACCUGAAAGGCAUGCAAAACUAGCCAACAAGAAAAGCCCUAUAGUUAACCAUUUUGCUAGUACCUCGUUAUCGUUGAUCAAUACCCAAUCGAAUUCUCCUUUCUAUUCAUUGGAUCGAUACAGCUCUAGUUUAAACGGUAUUUUGUCCAACAGUGUUCAUAAUGAGGCGCCAAUUGAAUCAGAACUUAAUAGAGCAAACAACGAAAGAAGCGAACCAAAUAACAGCACGUCUGCGCCCACGAGCGCUCUUAAUAAUAAUACAAGGCCAACAGAAAGUAGAUCCAAAAAUAGUACGACUGAGUUCACUACCUCGCAUGUCCGCCAGUUGGCACAGGAUAACCAAACUCAAAACGUCAGUCAACCAUUCUUGCUGCAACCCUUUGGAAUAUCAAGUUCGUCAACUUUAGAUUCAAUUGCAAGUAGCGGUAAAUACAGGGAGCUCUUAGAACGAGUAAAAAAACUUCCUUUUGUCCACAUGGAAGAGCAACAAACUUUGAUAGAGUCCUUCUCAAGAGAACAGAGCUCGUUAUCUGAAUCAGUGGAUCUAUCUUCACAUAGCAUAACGUCGGAAUUUGGAGAUGUUCGAAUUGGACAACCUGUCAUCAUUAGUAACGAAUCUGGCGAGAAUAACGACCGCAGUGCAAGACAUUCGAAUAGUCAUGCUGAAAGUGAUUUUAAAAGUAGUUUAAGGCAACAGAAUCUUUUGGAAUCUUCAAAUAAUUCUGAGGUUGAAUAUGAUACACGUCAAAAGGAAGAAAACCGCUACUCCUCUACCUCAAACUUAAGCGAACAGAUUCUAAACACAAAUCCUACCAGCUACUUCAAUGUAGUGACUGAGUUAAGAAAUGACCUAUCAACGUCAUCACAAAGUGAAGUCAGCUUUAAAGGUUUUGGCGAGCCUACAGAAAUGCAAAAUCAUACAGAACUCGAAACUUUGGAUCUUUCUCAGCACUUGCUUCAGACCACUUCAGCAUCACCAGGAGAAGAAAAUUCUUUUUUUGGUGAGGAAGAAGUCAAUGGUGCACACAUCACAAAUGAAGCUAAUCCACACAGCGUAUCAUCGGAUUCAUGUGGAGGUUAUGACAAAAACAAAGCCCAAUCUGAGAAAGGAAAUAAAUUUUUAAUGUCUUAUUUUGAAGACAUUACCUUACCCGAUUUUUCCUUGAGAAAAUUUAGUGGGUCAGGCAGUGAAAAGUUUUCUUUAAUGAGUUUAACACAAGAAAGUUUUCUUGGUUUACCGUUGUCUGAUGUGAGAGCUUCGAUUCGAAAUGCUGUGAUACCUGAAGAGCCCAUGAAAGCUUCAGUAGAGUCUACUCAAGACGUCGAAUACGUAGGCAACCGAAGUGACAGUGAUGAGGAACAGGAAGAAACGAGACAACGAGCUAAACUAAAUGAUGUGAAUGUAGAAAAAGAUGUUUCAUCUGAAGCUCUGUCUUUGACUGAAGUAAACCACCUGACCAGAAACUCAAGAAUGCAAGGUACAAAGACACAUAGUAACAGUUUGCAUGCUUUGAUUGACAUGCAAACUUCGCAUGCUUCCGGUAACACGCAAACCUCCAGUAAGAUGUCAACAUCCCAAGCUUUCGGUAACAUGCAAAUUUCGCCAACUUCUAGUAACAUGAAAAGUUCGAAAGCUUCCAGUAAUAUGCAGUCGUCCGGAAACAUGCUCACUUCGCAAGGUUCCGGUAACUUGCAAGGUUCUAAAACGUCUAGUGGCACGCAAAGUUUAUUAAAGUCAGACCAAACACUGACAGAGCUGUUGCAACUGGUUGAAACCUCAACUUCGCCAUCUUCAACUUCUUCGUUGAUUGAGAAAAGCACGAUAGAUCUGAUAAAUGAAUUGAUAUCUUCAAGAAGUCCUUUAAGCGACACGGCGUCAAGUGAGUUGUUUACUGUUGGGAAGUUAAAACUGAGAGACGAAUCGAAUAAAAAUGAUGAAGGCGGGAAUCUUAGUAAGAUUCAUACUGAUAUCAGUUUGUUGUCCGACUUGGAGCUGUCAUCAAUGUCAGAACAUAGUGUCAACUGGUCAACGUUACUUCCUUACUCCAAAGCAUCAUCGUCAGAUUUGUCAAAUGUUAGUCAACACAACGAACAUAGUAGUGACAGGGAUAAUAACAUAGCAGGAUCUUCUAAGCGUGAUGAUUUAUCCUUGCAAGAAGCAUUUGCGAAGCGAAAGCAGCAGUUUAUUAAGAAGUCAUCCGCAAGAUUGGAGUCAGUGAACACACGAGCUGCUGAAAAGGACAAGCAGUUUGAAAGACAAAAAGAUUUUUUGAAGAAGAAAGAAAAGAGGAAAGUAGACAGUAAAGAAGAUGCAGUACCCAAAACAGAGAGCACUGCAGUUGUGCCCGAUGACAAACUUGACAAAGAAAAACUAAAGGAAAAGCGAAUCGAGGAUCGGCAUCGCACCAAAAGGUUAUAUGAACGACUGCCAGAAGUGCAGAAGCAAACUGCUGAACGAGAGAAAAAGGAAGCAAUGAAAAGAAAUAAAGAAAAAGUCCAACGAUUUCACGAGAAACUACAAGAGAAACGAAAACGGCAACUUCAGAAGAAAAGUGAGAAGUGAAGAAAAAAGAGGUUUUAAAUUAAAUUUGUAAAUUAUAAUUUUAUAAAAAAUUUAAUAAUUUUUAAGUUAUAUUUUAUAUAAAAAUGUUUUUUAAAUUUUAUCACCCAUUCGUUAAUGAAAAAACAGAUAUUUCAUCGGUGAUUAUAAAA
Molecule: messenger RNA, 6451 nt
Organism: Hydractinia symbiolongicarpus
Lineage: Eukaryota; Metazoa; Cnidaria; Hydrozoa; Anthoathecata; Hydractiniidae
Exons: 25
Coding region: 87-6302 (2071 amino acids)
Biological process (GO): regulation of centriole replication
Cellular component (GO): cytosol; centriole; centrosome
Source: RefSeq, a predicted model, not a curated record